Molecule: messenger RNA, 882 nt
Organism: Ipomoea triloba (trilobed morning glory)
Lineage: Eukaryota; Viridiplantae; Streptophyta; Magnoliopsida; Solanales; Convolvulaceae
Product: SUMO-conjugating enzyme UBC9-like
Exons: 5
Coding region: 197-643 (148 amino acids)
Biological process (GO): protein polyubiquitination
Cellular component (GO): nucleus
Molecular function (GO): ubiquitin conjugating enzyme activity
Source: RefSeq, a predicted model, not a curated record
CUCCUGUUCUCUUACUGCAUUUUCGUCUACUUUUUUUCCAUUUUUCUUUUUCAAUAAAAAUCCCCCUUGCGCUACACAGAUUACAGAGAAACCAAACGCCAGCCGGGGAGGAUCGGGUUCCUGUUCCCUUGUUUUCCGAGACGAAGUUGAAACGCUUUGAGUUGGAUCUAAGUGGGAAUUGACAGGACUGGUUGGCAUGGCUUCCAAGCGGAUCUUGAAGGAGCUCAAGGAUCUUCAGAAGGAUCCUCCUACUUCCUGCAGCGCUGGUCCUGUUGCUGAGGACAUGUUUCAUUGGCAAGCUACAAUCAUGGGCCCUCCAGAUAGUCCUUAUACUGGUGGAGUUUUCUUGGUUACCAUCCAUUUUCCGCCAGAUUACCCAUUCAAGCCACCAAAGGUGGCUUUCAAGACAAAGGUUUUCCACCCAAACAUAAACAGCAAUGGAAGCAUAUGCCUUGACAUUUUGAAGGAGCAGUGGAGUCCUGCGCUAACAAUUUCCAAGGUGUUGCUUUCAAUCUGCUCUCUGUUGACGGACCCAAAUCCUGAUGAUCCCUUGGUACCAGAAAUUGCACACAUGUACAAGACUGAUAGGAACAAAUAUGAGAGUACUGCAAGGAGCUGGACUCAGAAGUAUGCUAUGGGCUAAGCCUGCUUGGGUAUGUGCAAGGGAAGGCAUUGUGCUUUCAAGUAUCUUGGUCUUUGCAAUUUAUAUUUGAAUUAGUUGAUUAUCUCGAGUUGUUAAAUUGGAAAUGGAGAAGUCCAUGUCCUGAAUGGGAGGGAGGAAAAUCAUGGAGUGUGCUGUUAAACAUUUUUUCUUUAUAAUGUGAUCUGUGAAUGAAACUGCGGAAUUACCUUCUCUCCCAAUUAAUUGCUUGUGUUAUGUUC